AUGCAUCGGUGCGGAGGUUCUAUCAUCGCCGACGAUUGGGUGUUGACCGCAGCCAGCUGCGUAGCCGCUGAUCCCAAAACGCCCUACGAUACCUCCAAAUAUUCGAUAAUUGCCGGGAACUGUUUGGAUAAACGGCACAAAGAGCCCUCCAGGCCCAACGGAAUUGGGACACUCACGUGCAGCCGGCGUUGUUAUGGCGGACACCACGAAUGCAUGCGUGGAUUGCAGUGCAUAUUCUCGGUUGGGGAAUUGCGUCAGCGAACGGUGGCGAUCAGUAUGAGCCUCGACUGCGUGGCUAUGACGCAAAAAUGCUUCCCGCGCGGACAGUGUAAUAUCGGAAAGAAGGCCAUCGGACACAGUGUUUUGAUGGCGGAAACAAAUCUUCCAGUCCCUGUCGGG
This is a messenger RNA of Mesorhabditis spiculigera, 399 nucleotides long. NCBI's taxonomy places the organism in Eukaryota, Metazoa, Nematoda, Chromadorea, Rhabditida, Rhabditidae. The record is from the annotation of a GenBank genome assembly.